AUGUCUUCCAAAAAUGACAAAAAAAGCCAAGUCGAAAAAAGAAAAUCACUUUUUUUACCCACAAAAUAUCAAAAUGAUGAAAAACCAACUACAGAUAAAAAUCAUGAAAAUAUAGUAGAAAAAAGUAAACGUGAGAUUGAUGAUAUUUUCGCGUCUGUAAAGAUUCCCGCAAUUCCUAAUAAAUCGCAAUCUACCAAACGGAAGUUAAAAUUGAAUGACGAUGACGGAUUUAGCGAUUCCCGAGGGACAAAAAACCGAAAAAUUACGGAAGAUGGACUGCCUAUAUUUGACAUUAAAGAAUUGAAUAUUGGCCACGGAGGAGCAGUUACAAUUGGCAUUUUAGAAAUACAAGCUGUAGAGCAUAAACUGUUAAUAUAUGUUGCUUUUUUGAAAUUACAAUGA
Molecule: messenger RNA, 402 nt
Organism: Funneliformis geosporum
Lineage: Eukaryota; Fungi; Glomeromycota; Glomeromycetes; Glomerales; Glomeraceae
Source: the annotation of a GenBank genome assembly